Molecule: messenger RNA, 973 nt
Organism: Paramacrobiotus metropolitanus
Lineage: Eukaryota; Metazoa; Tardigrada; Eutardigrada; Parachela; Macrobiotidae
Product: platelet-derived growth factor receptor alpha-like
Exons: 5
Coding region: 128-973 (281 amino acids)
Biological process (GO): multicellular organism development; protein phosphorylation; positive regulation of kinase activity
Cellular component (GO): signaling receptor complex
Molecular function (GO): ATP binding; transmembrane receptor protein tyrosine kinase activity
Source: RefSeq, a predicted model, not a curated record
UCGACGAAGGUGAAUUUGGUGAAGUGUGGAAAGCUGUGGCGCACAAGCUAUAUCUGAAUCCGGUACCUUGUUUAGUCGCCGUAAAAUGUGUUAAAACCCAAUUGACAAAUACCAGCACAAGCUUUUGAUGGAGGAGGUUACAAUUCAUGCUCAAGUGGGACGUCACCUGAAUAUUGUGAACCUUCUGGGAAUGACGUUGUCAGGUGAUUUGCAAAUAUUACUGGAAUAUUCGCCAUUCGGAUCGUUGCUGAACUAUCUUCGAGAUAGUCGUGAGACGUUUGAAGACGAAGCACUCUUUACGGCAGCACAGUAUUCCUGCACGCAAGAAACAACAGUAGAAGUACUGAAGGACGGCGCCGUUGUGAAUUGCAACGUGAGGAAGUCUGAGAAAUUGGAGGAACUUGCUAGCUUCUCUUACCAGAUCGCUCGGGGAAUGGAAUACCUGACCCAUCAUGACAUUAUACACAGGGAUUUAGCAACUCGAAAUGUACUGGUGUAUGAGAACAAGGUGGUAAAAAUAUGUGAUUUUGGUCUAUCCAAGCAGAGAUCUGAAUACUAUCGCAUGGUCGACUCAAAGAAUAUCCGUCUGCCCGUAAAAUGGAUGGCACCUGAAAGUUUGCAGGAGAAGUUAUACUCAGAGAAAUCUGAUGUUUGGUCGUUUGGCAUCGUGGUGUGGGAGAUCUUCACAUUCGGUGAAAGUCCAUAUAGUGCUGAAAUGAAAGAUGAUUGCUGUCAGAUCGACAGCUGGGUUGCAGUUCUUAAAGCUGGAUUACGCUUGUCGAAACCUUCCGCAUGUCCAGGAAAUAUAUACCACCAAAGUGUCAAUGCUUCGUUUGACUACAACUAUGUCUUGGCGGUGAUGUUGAGUGCGACAGACGUGAUAUCCUUCGUUGUGAUGGCCAAAGGUGCUGAUUCCUUAGACAGUACUUCGUUGGUGACCACGGACCUGUUUGUGGAUACGUUGUAUCAGUAA